CCGUUGCCUCCUCCGGCCCCUUGUUGUCACGACGUAGGUCGGGCUCUUCGCGCUGCUGCCGCUGUAGUGGGGAGACGGGAGGGAAAAGCGGCUUCUCCUCCUCCCCCCCCGACCAGUCCCCAUUCUCCCGGGCCGGGGGCGGCGCCCUCGCCAUGGCCACCAGCACCACGGGCUCCACGCUGCUGCAGCCCCUCAGCAACGCCGUGCGGCUGCCCAUAGACCAGGUUAACUUCGUAGUGUGCCAACUCUUUGCCUUGCUUGCAGCUAUUUGGUUUCGAACAUACCUUCAUUCAAGCAAAACUAGCUCGUUUAUAAGACAUGUUGUUGCCACGCUUUUAGGCCUUUAUCUUGCACUUUUUUGUUUUGGAUGGUAUGCCUUACAUUUUGUUGUACAAAGUGGAAUUUCCUACUAUAUCAUGAUCAUAAUAGGAGUGGAAAAUAUGCACAAAUAUUGCUUUGUUUUUGCUUUGGGAUACCUCACUAUGUGCCAAAUUACUAGAGUCUAUAUCUUUGAUUAUGGACAAUAUUCUGCUGAUUUUUCUGGCCCCAUGAUGAUAAUUACACAGAAGAUCACUAGUCUGGCUUAUGAGAUUCAUGAUGGAAUGUUUCGAAAAGAAGAAGAAUUGACCCCAUCACAGAGAUGCUUGGCUGUAAGACGCAUGCCAAGUCUACUGGAGUAUUUAAGUUACAACUGUAAUUUCAUGGGUAUCCUGGCAGGCCCGUUAUGCUCUUAUAAAGACUAUAUUACUUUCAUUGAAGGCAGAUCAUACCAACUGACACAGUCUGAAGCAAAUGGGAAAGAAGAUGUAAAAUAUGAACAAACAGAUCCCUCACCAAAUAUAGCUGUGACACAAAAACUCUUAAUCUGUGGGUUCUCCUUAUUAUUUCAUAUGACUGUCACAAAAACUUUACCUGUGGAAUACAACAUUGAUGAUAACUUCAGAGCUACAGUAUCUUUGCCUAUGAGGAUUAUCUACCUGUAUGUGUCUUUAAUGGCUGCCAGGCCCAAAUACUAUUUUGCAUGGACUUUAGCAGAUGCAAUUAAUAAUGCAGCAGGGUUUGGUUUUAGAGGAUAUGACAAAAAUGGAGCAUCACGCUGGGAUUUAAUAUCAAAUCUGAGAAUCCAGCAUAUAGAGUUUUCAACAAGUUUCAAGAUGUUUCUUGAUAACUGGAAUAUUCAAACAGCUCUUUGGCUUAAAAGAGUAUGCUACGAGCGAGCUUCCUUCAGUCCUACGAUCCAGACCUUCAUCCUUUCGGCCAUUUGGCAUGGUGUGUACCCUGGAUAUUAUUUAACAUUUUUAACAGGAGUACUAAUGACAUUAGCAGCACGAGCCAUGAGAAACAACAUUAGACACUACUUUGUUGACUCUCCUCCUGUUAAAUUAUGUUACGAUGUCAUCACAUGGAUAGCAACUCAAGUAGCAAUAAGUUACACAGUUGUGCCAUUUGUUCUGCUCUCUGUAAAACCCUCUUUCAUGUUUUACAGCUCCUGGUAUUUCUGUCUUCACAUUGCCUGCAUCUUAGUGUUGUUGAUAUUGCCAUUGAAAAGAACUCAAAAAGGAAGUAUAGAGCAGGCAAGCAUCAAGCCCUCAUGGCCCAAAAAAUUAGAAGAAGAAAAUGUUUUGGGACAGAACAGUUAUUCCACAACAAAUAAUAGUUUCAAUCAGAAACAAGAAAUAACCUGCAGAUAUCCAGCACUAAAACAAUGAUUGGGAAAUACUAUGAUGAAUAUAUUUUGUAUGUUUUCAAAACCCAUUUUUAGCACCUUUUAAAGGGGUUUGUAUUUGUUUGCAAAGGUGUUUAGUAAGAAAAGAAUGCUGUUACCUAGGGAAUAUCACAUACAAUAGCAAGACUGGAAACAAAGCAAAUUAACCCCUCCUAUGCCAUGUCCCUGUGGGUCAUGCCUUAUAUGAAAAUAUUACCAUUAUUUCAAUGGGCACUCAGGACUUACAACGUAUGUCCAUAGGGUCAGAUGUGUGCCCCUUUGCUGAAUGUACGUUGUGUAUCCCAAGGCACUGAUGGGGUGGAAAACAGCUGUGUCAGUCUAAAUUAACACAUGGAAAUUAACUUUUCCAAAUGAAUGACUUGCCUUAAACCCUCUAUCUACUGAAAUAUUGUUUCUAAGUGAUAAUUUCAUGUUUAAUAUUAUGUGGAAACUGUAUAAUGUUGGGUGCUGUUUUUAAAAAAAGACAGGACUAUGAAAUGGGAAACUGUUGAAAGGUUGUGAAUCUUUGAAAAGGUAUUGCAAUAAACAUCUCAGUAUUUGGAGGGUUUUCUUAGGCCUUGGCUACACUGGCGCUGUACAGUGCUGCAACUUGCUGCGCUCAGGGGUGUGAAAACACCCCCCCCCCCGAGCGCAGCGAGUGCAGCGC
Trachemys scripta elegans is the source of this 2372-nucleotide messenger RNA. It is a transcript of the gene MBOAT2, whose product is annotated as membrane bound O-acyltransferase domain containing 2. Gene Ontology annotation, biological process: lipid modification. Gene Ontology annotation, molecular function: acyltransferase activity. Gene Ontology annotation, cellular component: membrane. The transcript is spliced from 13 exons. The record is from RefSeq and is a predicted model, not a curated record. NCBI's taxonomy places the organism in Eukaryota, Metazoa, Chordata, Testudines, Emydidae. The coding region runs from base 153 to 1709 and encodes 518 amino acids.